Molecule: messenger RNA, 1536 nt
Organism: Desarmillaria tabescens
Lineage: Eukaryota; Fungi; Basidiomycota; Agaricomycetes; Agaricales; Physalacriaceae
Exons: 1
Coding region: 1-1536 (511 amino acids)
Source: RefSeq, a predicted model, not a curated record
AUGUCGCUAUCUCAGCCAGUUUCUCCCACUACACCCGUUAUGGCUCGCGCGCGCACACUCUCAGGCGGCUUAUUAAAGUGUCCUGAAUGCGGAUAUGCGCUGCUAGAGAAAAUCAUUGCCCCCCCUCUCUCUUCAUCGCGAUUCGAGGAGCUCUCGUCGUGCAAUGACGCCCCUCUGGACUCAGAACGUACAACGCUUGAAACAGUUGUCCGAGAGGGCGAAGCCAACCUGUCUUCUCUACCCCGGCGCAUCGCUGCAGCCCGAGAAACGCUGCAAAUUCUCCUUAAAGAGCAGACCGGCACCGUAAAGCGUAUCACGGAUGCCAAAGUCCUUCUCAACCCCGUUCGCAGACUACCAGCGGAUGUGCUGAUCGACAUAUUCACCGAGUGUCUGCCGGAGGAUAUGGAUUCUCUUGAUACUAAAAGCACACCAUGGGCGCUUUCUCAGGUCUGUGCGUCUUGGAGAAAGACUGCUUUGGCGUCGACGGGAUUAUGGGCACAUAUUCAUUUGAAAAUGGACCUCUGCACGAAUCACACCAAAUGUGUAUUCCGCUUUGGGACUGUAUUGCACAGAGCGGGAAUGCACCCCCUCAAGGUCAACAUCAUCGGUCGUCGAGACUUCUCACAGCACCCUGUCUUUGCGAUGAUCCUACCCACAUCAAUGCGAUGGACGUCUUUGAAUGUCAUCGCACCGCUCCAUUCUUUCCGUUUGUUCAACAGCAUAUCACAUCAGUUACCUCUCUUGGAGAUCUUGUCUAUUGAGGUAUCGGGCGCUCGUCGGUCAGAUAUAUCGCUCGAAUCGGAUUUUGUCGUUUAUGGCUUUUGCGAAACUCCCCGCCUCCGAGAAUUAUCACUCACGCAAGGAUUGACAUCCGACAUGUCUUUCUUUCCACGCUUGUUUGCUUUACCACUGGAAACGAUAUCACGGUUAGAUCUUGUUUCGACAAUCCCCGAUGUGGUAUCUCUCUUCCAAUCUAACAGAGCGAAACAUCUGAUAACUUUUUCUAUCGAUUUGGUCGAUUAUGAGCGUCGUGCGUUAUCACAGCAAAUCGAAAUUCCGGUGAUCAGACAUGCUUGUCUUCGGCUUCUUGUCCUCGUCGACUCCGCUGCCGGACUUUUGUCCCGACUCCGCCUACCGGCUCUUCAGAGACUGGUACUUCUUCUUUCUAAAAGAAUUAGCCUCCCCAGUAUAUUUGAACAUACAGCACCCACUUUGACAGAGCUGACGAUACACACUGAACAAUCCGUCGAUGGACGUGCAUUGGCAAAUAUGCUGCAGUGGACUCCACUUUUGAGAGCAAUGACACUUGAAACCGUGCUCAAGACCGAUGCACUCUUCAUUGCCCUCGGAAGAUCGAGCGAUGGCGUUCUCGAGUUGGUUCCACACUUGGCAAUGAUUUCUCUCGAAAAGACUGUGUUAAACUUCCCAAACCCAGAUCGUGCUAUUGAAAAUAUGGUUGAAGCACGCCGCGUCGUUGCACCUGGUGAAAGACGGGCAGUAUUAAAGGAAGUGCGUUGGAUGACGAAGAAGGUCUGA